Messenger RNA from Scomber scombrus (Atlantic mackerel), 4329 nucleotides. It is a transcript of the gene dgke, whose product is annotated as diacylglycerol kinase, epsilon. Gene Ontology annotation, molecular function: ATP-dependent diacylglycerol kinase activity. The record is from RefSeq and is a predicted model, not a curated record. The transcript has 11 exons. The coding region runs from base 217 to 1953 and encodes 578 amino acids. NCBI's taxonomy places the organism in Eukaryota, Metazoa, Chordata, Actinopteri, Scombriformes, Scombridae.
GCGAGGUAGCUCGUGGGCUCAACGUCACAUCGUUUCGACUCAGUUCUACAUAAAGAUCAUUGAAGCUGGGAUUAGUUUCACCAUCCAGCUGCUGUGUGAGAACAUGAGUGUCGCAGAGGAGUCGUGGUGCUCCUCCUGCCUGCAGUCAGUGUUGUUGACAUAGCUCUGCUCUGCACUCGUUAGCAUCCUCCGCCUCUCCCCUGCCGACCAGCAGCGAUGUACGAAGAGGGGGAAGAGGUGCAGGACGACUGCGGCUCCCGGGAGGAGUGGACGCUGCUGUUCUGGACCUCUCUGGCCGUGAUCGUCCCGGUCAUCAUCACGCUAUGGUGCAGCGCGCAGCGAUCUAAGCGGAAAACCCACAUGAAGGACUUCUUUCGCAAGAGCAAGCACGGCUGGCACUACACAGACCUGUUCAACAAGCCCACCUACUGCUGCGUGUGUUCCCAGCACAUCCUGCAAGGGGCUUUCUGCGACUGCUGCGGCGUGUGUGCCGACGACCAGUGCCUGCGCCGGGCCGACCGGAGUUUGCAGUGCAAGGAGAUCAUGGCCCCCUCCCGGCCUGAUGGGGCCAUGGAGCACCGCUGGGUGCGGGGAAAUGUCCCCCUCGCCAGCUACUGUGUAGUAUGUAAACAGCAGUGUGGGACGCAGCCGAAGCUCUGCGACUUAAGGUGUGUGUGGUGUCAGACCACGGUCCAUGAUGACUGCAUGGACAGCCUGGCGGAUGAAGACCACUGUGACUUGGGCGAGUUUCACAGCCUCAUCAUCCCUCCUCACUACCUCUACUGUGUCAACAAGCUCCGCAAGAGACACCCUGACGAGUACAGCAAGCUGGCGUCUUGCUGCGGCAGUGGCUGGACUCCAGUGUUGGUCCUGGCUAACACACGUAGUGGUAACAACAUGGGGGAGGCUCUGCUGGGAGAGUUUCGUACCGUCCUCAACCCUGUGCAGGUGUUUGACUUGUCAGAGCUGUCUCCCUCAAAGGCCCUCCAGCUGUGCACCCUCCUUCCCCCUGGUAGUGUCCAGGUGCUGGUGUGUGGGGGUGACGGCACAGUGGGCUGGGUGCUGGAUGCCAUCGACACUAUGAAGCUGAAGGGCCAGGACCAGUUUAUCCCAAGAGUGACCAUCCUGCCCCUGGGCACAGGAAAUGACCUUUCCAACACUUUGGGUUGGGGUGCCGGGUAUGCUGGAGAGAUCCCUGUGGAACAGGUUCUCCGCAACAUCCUCGAUGCCGAGGUGGUCAAAAUGGACAGAUGGAAAGUGCAGGUAGCUUCAAAAGGCCUCUACUUUCGGAAACCAAAGGUCCUGUCCAUGAAUAACUACUUCUCUGUGGGGCCUGACGCUCUGAUGGCGCUCAACUUCCACACACAUCGUGAGAAAACACCCUCCUUCUUCUCCAGCCGCAUCAUCAACAAGGCUGUAUAUUUCCUGUACGGCACCAAAGAUUGUUUAGUGCAAGAAUGUAAGGAUCUGGAUAAGAGGAUUGAGCUGGAGCUCGAUGGGGAAAGAGUGGCGCUGCCCAGUCUGGAGGGCAUCAUAGUUUGCAACAUUGGUUACUGGGGCGGAGGCUGCAGACUCUGGGAGGGUAUGGGAGAUGAACCCUGCCCCCCAACACGGUUGGAUGAUGGUCUGCUGGAGGUUGUGGGUGUCUUUGGCUCCUUCCACUGUGCUCAGAUCCAGGUCAAGCUGGCCAAUCCUGUGCGGCUGGGACAGGCCCACACUGUCAGGUUGGUUCUCAAGAGCUCCAAGAUGCCCAUGCAGGUGGACGGGGAGCCGUGGGCUCAGGGUCCCUGCACCAUCACCAUCACCCAUAAGACCCAGGCCUUCAUGAUGUACCACAGCGCCGAGCAGACAGAUGAUGACGACGACGAAGACGAAUCUAGCGCCUCUGAGACAGAGAGCCCUACCCCUCACGACUCACCCAGGCCCCCUGGGCCAGCCUCUGCUCGUGCAUGACCCACCCCAAACAUCAUGUGAUGUGAAGCUCUUCUCACCUUAGUUUCUGCCCUUUAUUUGACCCAGCUUCUAUUAAUCGAUUGUCAUAACGGCUCAUGUUAUUGGGCGGUUAGUCAUCAUCCUCUAAGAUCUUUGAACACACUUUAUUCUCAGAUCAUGGUGAUGAGAAGAGAUGUUAUUUUUUUCUUGUGUAAUGGCUUCAUAUCUUUUUCAGAGAGCUUGCAGGGGUUGGAAAGGUUAGUCUGAUCCUUUAUCUUCACACUCCCAAAUAUAUAUAUAUAUAUAUAUUAUAAGCCAGAGCUCAGGCAACUCAGUUAGAAGGAGACGAAUGUUUUUGGAAAAAGAUUGCUGUUUAUUUGCACUGAUCCCUUGUGCCAUAGAUAUAUACUGUAUUUUACAAAUGCUCAGUGCAAGCCUGCAGGUAUCAGUGAGCCAUUUUAACAGGUUGACCAAGUUUCAUUGCUCAAACCCCGUCAAAGCCAUGUCUAAAUCAACAGCAGGCCAUGAAGUUGUAACAAAGGAGAGAACAGUACUUUAACGCAUGUGGAGGUUUGCCUGAAGGUACAUGUAAGUGGUUGUUUUUAUUCCACAAAGAGCACAAUCAGAUUAGUAAAUCAAACAGCAAACUCAUUUUCUGCAUAAAUCACAGUGCGAUUGGACUACAGAGGAUGGUGGGUGAAACAGGAUAGUUUUCAGUUCCUCUUUCAGGUCCAUCAUCACAGCGGUGAUAGUUUUUUAGUGUCUCUUGCAUUUGUUACCUAAGAUAAGGCUUUGAAAUGUGAGUGUGUGUGGGGCAAAAGGUCUCUGAACCUCUGUUCUGUUACAACUGCAAUGGGUUCCUCACCACUGGAUGUUGAUGUCUGUUUACGUCAUGAUGCACUGUCUCAAGUAGCUCGCCAAACUGCUGGUUUGUACAACAAUAUAUGAAACUAUAUUUAACUUUCCUGUUAGAGCUACAGGAAACAGCCUGACUUACUGAGGUUUUGAAAGUACUGCCAAGUAACUGAUCCAUUUUGCCUCCAUGUGAACCCUUUUUCUUUUCGUUUUGUUUAUAUACCUCCUCCUCUUUACAUUUUCUGUGAUGCACUGUUUUGGCACUUAAACUAAUAAAUACCUUACACUGCAUAGGAAGUAGAUAAUAUUGAUAGUGAUGACUGCUGAUGAUAUUAUACUGUCCCAUGUACUGUUGUUAUUUUGUGUUAUUCAAGCAGUCCUCUUGCAUUUUGUGUUCUACUAAACUAUCCUUGUUUAUGCUCUCAUCAGUACUCACCACUAGGUGGCAGACUCAAGACAGUAUUUUUUUUAAAGUAGAGUUGGUCUUGUACUUUAACCUCUACAGUUUAAUAUUAAUACCAUCAGAGUAACUUGCAUGUAUUUUAUGUGUAGUGAUCAGGUGACAUUGAUGUAGCUGUUGAGUUUUAUAAGUCUUUCCUGUGCUCUACAUAAUGUGUGCAAGAGGUCAUUUGUGUUUAUUUCUGUCUACCUGUAGGGAGAAUUGAUUUUUGCCAUUUGAGGUCAUCCUGUUUAUUGCAGAAUGGUUGCCUGUCGCUCACGGCCAUAACAGAAAAGUCUGUAGAAUAGAGAAGCUCAACAGGGAUCAGUUUAUAGCCGCGUGAUGCCUAUGCUUUUGCAAUAUUCACCACCUUGGCAGGUAACCAAGGCUAAUGGUUUCAUUACCCUACCUAUUUGUUUGGUGAAUGUCUUCAUGCUCAAGGGCACUUAUUUGAUUUAUCUUAUCAUCCAUGUUUACCAGAGCUGUGGGUGUUGUGUUACACUGAAUUUACUUGUGAGUGGGGUUUAUUGGCAGGUUUUUAGCCAUGUUAGCAGCAUGGCUCUAGUUCAACACACUGUUUUAGAGCUCAGUAUCUUGACAAAUGGAUUCAUGCUCCCCAGAAUCUUAAUGUUUCUGUUGAUCUUCUGAGUAUUUAUAUAGCGCCACCAAUAGGUCACAGUUGUGCUUAUAAAACGCUUCAGUUCAUGGUGUGAUAGCAUCAAGCCAACAUGCUAGCUUUUAGCACAAAAUAGAGUAGGUCCAAAACUCAGCUGUGGUGUACAAAAUACACUUUAAUUUUUUUAUUUAAAGUGCCAAACCUCGAGAGGAAGAUUUAUUCAUAAAUGUAGAGUUACGUUUAGCGUCUUUCAUUGUACGGCCUGCAACUUUACUAUUUCGGUUUAAUCCCCACGCUCUCAUCAGCCUCAUAUCCAGCAGUAACAAGAUUCAAGAUGUAAGAGAAGAAACAGGCAGUUACCAGCCAAAAAAGCUCAGAUAAACACUGUUGCCAUGUGCCCUGCAAAAAGUGGCACGCAGACAAAGUCAGCAACUAGCUUACAGUUAACUAUAUCAGACUAAGAUAAGUCACUACAACACAACUCCAA